Messenger RNA from Peronospora belbahrii, 288 nucleotides. NCBI's taxonomy places the organism in Eukaryota, Oomycota, Peronosporomycetes, Peronosporales, Peronosporaceae. The record is from the annotation of a GenBank genome assembly.
AUGGGCAAGCGGACCAAAAAAGUUGGCAUUUGUGGCAAGUACGGCACGCGCUACGGUUCAUCGCUUCGUAAAGUUGUGAAAAAGAUUGAAAUAUCGCAGCAUGCCAAGUACAAUUGCGUAUUUUGUGGCAAGGACUCAAUCAAGCGAACUGUAACGGGUAUCUGGCAGUGCCGCUCAUGUUACAAGACCAUUGCUGGUGGCGCUUACCUGCUGAACACGGCUUCUGCUGCUACGGUGCGCUCUACUCUGGCUCGUCUUCGUAAGAUUCGUGAUGACGCCUCGGCCUAG